Molecule: messenger RNA, 2066 nt
Organism: Passer montanus (Eurasian tree sparrow)
Lineage: Eukaryota; Metazoa; Chordata; Aves; Passeriformes; Passeridae
Gene: SPTSSB
Product: serine palmitoyltransferase small subunit B
Exons: 2
Coding region: 178-414 (78 amino acids)
Biological process (GO): endoplasmic reticulum organization; ceramide biosynthetic process
Cellular component (GO): serine palmitoyltransferase complex
Molecular function (GO): serine C-palmitoyltransferase activity
Source: RefSeq, a predicted model, not a curated record
GCCAGCCAGCUCCAUCCCACGGGUUUCCCCGAGCCCGGCUCCGCCGCUCCUCCUCCCCCGCUCCCCGGCGCCGCCAGCCCCAGCGCCGCGGCUGCGGCAGCGGGCGGGGCGGAGGGACCGGCCGGGACCGCGGGGACAGCGGGCGGGAGGUGCCCUCCAACCCCCCUGGAGCUGAAGAUGGACGUGAAGAGGGUGAAGGACUACCUGUACUGGCUGUACUACCAGUACCAGCUGGUGACGUGCAGCUACGUGCUGGAGCCCUGGGAGCAGUCCAUGUUCCACACCAUCACGGUCACCGUGCUGGCCAUGGUGGUGUACACCGCCUACGUCUUCGUGCCCAUCCACGUCCGCCUGGCCCUGCAGUUCUUCUCCCAGAUCUUCGGGCCCCAGCCCGAGAGCGCCGUGCUGAACUGAGCCGGGCCCAGCAGGGCCCAGCAGCUCUGUGAAAUGGUUCACAAAUGGUUCGCGUUGAGGUUUGGCUCUUAGGAAAACCCUGCUUGCUUCACCUGCGGGGCUGGAGAGCAGAGCGAGGCACCGAGCCCUGUCCCGUGAACACUCUGGGAAUGGCACACAGCUCCUGGAAUGGCACAGGAUCCACGCAGCUCCCACCUCCAGCAGCAAACCCCAUUUCCUGUUUCAUUCUUGCUCAGCCAGUCUCUUUCCCAGUGCUGCUUUAGGAUCUGUUGCUUUGAGGGACAGCAAAGCUCUGCUGCCCCAAACUCACUGUGAACACCACACUGCAGGGAUGUGAUGUGGCCAAGCCUCUCUGGCCUGGCAUUUUAGGCAGCACAAGUGUAGAGGAAAAUGGGACAUUGGGAGGGUUUCCAGCAGGGAAAUCUGAUGAAUUCCCUAUGGACUGAUCUGCUUGGAACGUCCUUAAACCCCAAAAUAAUGGAAUCCUUCUGUAAAACCUUCAGCACUUUCUUAUCAUUCUGUUUUCUCUAAAUAGAUGCUUUUAGCCUGCAUUUAAAGAUUGUUUCCAAUGCCAAAAAGCACAUUUAACAAUGAACAGUGGAAGCAAACCCUAUUUCCUAUUUAAUUCCUGCUCAGCCAUUCUCUUUCCCAAGUAGAACCGGGAACAAUGAAUGCAUAAAGGCAUUACCCAAGAGCAAAAUCUUUCCUAGACUUGUAAUUUCCAUUAAAUAUUCUUUUAAUCUGUAAUGUUUUUCAUUUCUUUGGAAAUGAGCGGCAUCCAACCACUCUGGCAGAGGCUCUUUUGGUGGCUCCUCACACCCAAAGUUCUACCAACACAGUGCAGGGGCCAGGUUAGAGGAGACAAAAAAUGAGGAUCUCCAGCAGGAUUGGAGUGAUGGUGUCUGGCUGGUUGGUGACUUCCAGGCUUCAAUGGAUGGGAGAGGAACUUGGAAGAAAAAGCAACAGAAGGAUGAACUCAAAUCCAUCUUUUUUCACGCCUAAGUUCCUGCGUCUGGGUUCAGAUGGUCUAACAUAUUUUCUUUUUGGAAAAAAAUUCUCCACCUCAUCUUGCAGUUCAAUGAGGAUGACAGGAAGAAGCAGCCCUGCUCUGUCUCAGUGCCCUCCUGCCUUCUUUGAUGAAAAUCAAAAUCUUUUCUUGCUGCUCCCACUCACCAAGGUAGCAAAGUGCAAAUCAGCACCAGGCAAAGAGGAUCCAGAGUGGAAAUAAUAUUUUAAUACCUGCAGGGAAGGCUUAGAGAGAUCUCCUUUACAAAGAAGAAAUUAGAUUUAUUACCAUUGCCUGUGGGGAGGUUGUGGAACAAUGGGAGGUUUGUUUGGUUUUCACUCUACACAAAUCAAACGUGGGUGCCAAAUCAUAAAUUACAGCUGCACUCUGCACGUCUCUACCAGCUGAUGCUCCCGUUAGUAGAAGUGAGAGGAGCAAAAUGUAAAUAGCUUUCAAAUGAUGUUUGCACAGUUCUAGAUUAAAAAGAAAACCCUCUCAACUCCUUUCUCAAGCUGCAGUGGGCUCCUGCAUGCUUCAGAGCACACAUUUGUUUGGAAACGAAGACAUGUGGUGAAGGUUGCCCAGAUCUGAACAUGUGUAUGCAGUUUUUUCAGCCAAAAAAUAAAAUUUUAUUCUUCAGAAACGA